Molecule: messenger RNA, 672 nt
Organism: Vigna umbellata (rice bean)
Lineage: Eukaryota; Viridiplantae; Streptophyta; Magnoliopsida; Fabales; Fabaceae
Product: protein BUNDLE SHEATH DEFECTIVE 2, chloroplastic-like
Cellular component (GO): protein folding chaperone complex; chloroplast stroma
Molecular function (GO): protein folding chaperone
Source: RefSeq, a predicted model, not a curated record
CUGCUCAAACUUGUAUUUUUUGAGCUCACUCCUUCAGUUCAGUUCAGAGUUCAUACCAAACUUGGCUACACCCUUUGAUAUUUUAAGUCCCUGUGGUUGAGAAUGGCGCUCUCUCUUUCUUUUGCUCCUAUUUGUUCCUUGGAAUCCCCAAACAGACCUGGGACACUUAUCGGUUAUUCAGUUACCGGAAAGACUUUUAGGGUGAAGGAAGCGUGUCAGAGUUCUAGAGCUCCAAGCUUUCAGUCUUUGAAGGUUAAGGCUACAGAAGAUGACACUAAAAAAACAAAAUCUAGGAGCAUUGUUUGUUCUGAUUGUGAUGGAAAUGGCGCAAUAGCGUGCAGUCAAUGCAAAGGUACUGGAGUUAAUUCUGAAGAUCACUUCAACGGACAAUUUAAAGCCGGUGGAUUGUGUUGGCUAUGCAGAGGUAAAAAGGAUGUUUUGUGUGGAUCCUGUAAUGGGGCUGGCUUUCGUGGUGGAUUCAUGAGCACAUUUGAUGAUUAAAAGCUGGGCUAGAUUGAGUUAAAGAUUCCUAAUGGCUAUACUGAGAGAAAAAAAGUUGUAGGAAUCUGCGUGUUCCUUUGCUGGUCUUUUUGUAAUGUGUAUUCAAUAAUGUAUUCUGCAGUUGUACCAAUACGAUUUUGUCUUAAUUCUUAAUUUUUCCAUGGUUGAGUU